CCGCUUCUCUCUCGGCCUCGCUCGCUCCCUCUCCCCGUCAAGCCCUGCCUGCAUCUCUGCCUCAGCCAACCCGGGCUGUGCCGAGCUGCUCCCUGCGGGAUCAGAGCGCUCCCCCGCCGGGACCCUUCUCUCACAUCCCCCUGCUGGGACGCGGCUACAUUUCCAGCCAAGCACUGCCUGCCUUGGCUUUAUUAUGUGUGUCUGCGCCGCAGCCCCGCCAGCAGAGGCAGGCAGAGGAGGAGGAGGGAGACUGGUAGCCAGAGUCAGGACAAAGAAAAAGCAGGGAGACAGAGGCUAGCGAAUAUCUGGCUCUUAUUAACACCACAGGGCAAGGGCUUUGGGAAAUAAUAACACGUUGCUAGUCAAAUUCCUCGCGCGAGGGGGGCGGAGAUGCGCCGAGUCCGUGCCACCCCAACACAACUAGCAAAGGGACGGAGCCCGCGCGACGCUUUCCCGGAGAGCGAAGACCAACUCAACUUGGACUAGAUAUAGGAAGGGGGCCUGCGCACGCGAAUACCUCGGGCGCUCAUCGACUCUCAUCACCUGGAGCUUCCCGUUGAGCGCAAACGGACAUUUCCGGGCUCACGAGUUCCGAGUGUCGCGUUUAGCAGAAGUUGUUUCUUCUACAGGUUGCUUGCUCUCGCCUUGCUAACGCCUCGCGCUAACUCUUACCGACUCCACACUUGUCGGGUGCCGUGUUUGCGGACCCACGCGGAGUUUUUUUUUUCGUUUUGUUUUGUUUUUGUAUUUUCCUCUCUCCCCCCCCCCCCCCCCCCCCCCACGCCCCAACCCCCAACCCCCAACCCCCAAACCCGACGAAGCCGACCCGAGCGAGCGAAGGUGCCGCAUUGCAACAGGCGAACGAGCCGCUGCCAAGUGGAGGAGGAGGAAGAGGAGGAGGAGGAGGGCGCUUUCACCUCGCCUGCGCCCGCCUGAAAACACGGAACGGAGCGAAGACAAACAAAACAAAACAUCCACAACGGUCGAAUUCAACCGAGAGCCGAGAUGUCCAGACGGAAACAGGCCAAACCGCGCUCCGUUAAAGCAAUGGAAGAAGGGGACCUUUCAGAAUGUGGAGGGACCUGGGAUGAAUCGGCUGUCCAGACAGAUGUCUCGGCAUCAGUAAAAACGGUCGAGCCGAAGGACGGCCACGGGGCGGCUCCUGAGGAUGCAGAACAAGAGGACCCUGGCGACCAUGACGACGAUCUUGAUGAUGACUCUGUAUUCACCUGCGACAACUGUCAGCAGGACUUUGAAUGUUUGGCUGAGCUCACAGAACACAGAACCAACCACUGUCCAGCAGACGGAGAUGACGACCCAGCCGGGCUGUCCUGGGUGCCUUCCUCGCCCUCCAGCAAAGAUGUGGCAUCGCCGUCGCAGAUGCCCGAUGCCUGUUGUGACCUCGGCAUGGCCACUGGCGGCGAGGAGGAAGGGGGUGCGGGUCUGCCAUACCCGUGUCAGUUCUGCGACAAGUCCUUCAGCCGGUUGAGCUACCUGAAGCGCCACGAGCAGAUCCACAGUGACAAGCUGCCUUUCAAGUGCACCUUUUGCAGCCGUCUCUUUAAACACAAGAGGAGCAGAGACCGCCAUGUCAAACUUCACACAGGAGAUAAGAAGUAUGGUUGCCAAGAGUGUGAAGCUGCAUUUUCCCGCUCUGACCAUCUAAAGAUCCAUCUCAAGACACAUAGCUCAAGUAAACCAUUUAAGUGCAGCGUGUGCAAACGAGGCUUCUCCUCCACUUCAUCAUUGCAGAGCCACAUGCAGGCGCACCGCAAGAACAGAGAGCACCUUGCGCUGAGGAGCGAGAAGGACGGAGGCAAAAAGGGAGCUGGUGGAGAGGUUGACCUGGAGCAGGACCUGUACAUGUGUGAUUACUGCGAGGAGACGUUCAGCCAAACUGACGAGCUAGAGAAACACGUCCUGACCAGGCACCCCCAGCUGUCCGACCGAGCCGACUUGCAAUGCAUCCACUGUCCUGAGAUCUUCCUCGACGAGGCCUCGCUCCUCACUCAUAUUGACACGCAGCACGCCAACCGCAAACACAAAUGUCCUGUUUGUUUAGAACAAUUCCCCUCUGUUGAGGAUGUCUACUGCCACCUCGACAGCCACCGCCAGCCUGACUCUUCCAAUCACAGUGCUGCCAGCCCUGACCCUGCGCUGGGGAGCAUUGCAUCAAUGAGUUCCGCUACUCCAGACUCCAGUGCCAGCCUGGAGCGAGGAUCCACCCCUGACUCGACCCUGAAGCCCAGCCAUGGCAGUGAACGUGGCCGCAGAAGAGGCAACGACAGUGGGGAAGAGAUAGGGAUCAGCUUAGUGCAUCCAGGUGGAGGUGGAGGAGGAAACUGGACUAAAGUGACAUACUCUUGCCCUUACUGUUCGAAGAGAGACUUCAAUAGCCUAGCAGUGUUAGAGAUCCAUUUAAAAACCAUCCAUGCUGACAAGCCACAGCAGAGCCAUACGUGUCAGCUGUGCCUGGACACACUGCCAACGCUCUACAAUCUCAAUGAACAUGUGCGUAAAGCUCACCGUUCCGGUGGAGGAACCGCAAGCCCGGCAUCAGCAGCCUUUCCCCUUCUGCAGUUCACCAAUGUGACAGCCUUCCAUUGUAACUACUGCCCUGACAUGUUUGGAGACAUUAACUCUUUGCAAGAACACAUUAGAGUGUCUCACUGUCUUCCUGGUGGGAUUAUGGCAGGAUCCACCACAUUAGAGGGGAACCAUGCCUUCUUCUGCAACCAGUGCUCCAUGGGAUUCCUGACGGAGUCUUCGUUGACUGAACACAUUCAACAGACUCACUGCACCUCGGCUCUGGGGGGCGGGGCAGCCUCUGGGGGAGGAGUGGCCAAACUAGAGUCUCCCGUGCUACAGCCCGCCUCCCAAUCAUUCAUGGAGGUUUACUCCUGCCCGUAUUGCACCAAUUCUCCAAUCUUUGGGUCACUCCUCAAGCUCACCAAGCACAUAAAGGAGAACCACAAGAACAUUCCAUUGGCUAACAACAAGAGACAGGCAAAGGUGGCUGACCUAAGCCCCACCUCCUCUGAUGUGGAGAUCUCCUCCCCGAAACGCCACAGACUGGCAGGGGACUCCACGCCUUCCAUAGGGAGCAACGGGGACUACCCAUGCAACCAGUGUGAUAUGCGAUUUGCCAGCUUUGAGGGCUUCCAGGCCCACCUGAAGUCACAUUUGGAGAUGCUACUGAGGCGCCAGUCCUGCCCCCAGUGUAACAAAGAGGACUUUGAGUCCCAGGAGGCAUUGCUGCAGCACCUCACUGUGCACUACAUGACCACUUUGACUCAGUACAUGUGUGAGAGCUGUGACAAGCAAUUCUCCUCUGUGGAUGACCUGCAGAAGCACCUGCUGGACAUGCACACGUUUGUGCUGUACCACUGUACACUCUGCCAGGAGGUCUUUGACUCCAAGGUCUCAAUACAGGUUCAUCUAGCAGUGAAGCACAGCAAUGAAAAGAAGCUGUUUCGCUGCACAGCCUGCGCCUGGGACUUCAGGAAGGAGACAGAACUUCAGAUCCACGUUAAACAUAACCACGUGGGCCAGAGGUCAGGCCUCCCUGGAGGGCUUGGAGCAGGCCUCAAGCCCAGGAAGUGCAUCUUCUGUGGAGAGACGUUUGGAACGGAGGUGGAGCUUCAGUGUCACAUCACCACUCACAGCAAGAGAUUCACGUGUCGCUUCUGCGGCAAAUCCUUCCAUGCGAUCUCACUGUUAGAAAGACAUCUCAGGGAGAAGCACUGCAUAUUUGACGGGGGCAACAUCACUGGCAACGGGGGUGGCACGGGGAGCAGCAGUAGCCAGAACGGCACCCCAAAUGGACUGAGUCAGUCGGUCAAAAGAGGAGGGAGCGGAGGAGGUGCGAGUGCAGUGGAAAGAACGACAGUGGCGGGUGCCGAACAAGCCGACCUCCAGAACAUGUUGCUGAAGAACAGCGUAGCCGGCGUAGGAGGAGGCCAAGGAGGAGAUACGGCCAACAGCCACGAAGCCAGCGGAGGUGAGGAGGAGCUGGACAAUUCUGAGCCGAUGUAUGCCUGCGACAUAUGCGGAGCCGCCUACACUAUGGAGUCCCUUCUUCAGAACCAUCGGCUGCGUGACCACAACAUCCGACCAGGAGAGGAUGAUGCUGGUUCUCGAAAAAAGAAGGCCGACUUCAUCAAGGGGAACCACAAAUGCAACGUCUGUUCCAGAACAUUCUUCUCUGAGAGCGGGCUUCGCGAGCACGCACAGACUCACCGCGGCCCUGCCAAACACUACAUGUGUCCAAUAUGUGGUGAACGAUUCCCCUCUCUAUUAACCCUCACAGAACACAAGGUGACCCACAGUAAGAGUCUGGACACAGGAACCUGUCGAAUCUGUAAGAUGCCCCUGCACAGUGAGGAGGAGUUUAUAGAGCACUGCCAGAUGCACCCUGACCUCCGAAACUCCCUCACGGGCUUCCGCUGCGUCGUCUGCAUGCAAACCGUCACUUCGACCCUGGAGCUUAAGAUCCACGGCACUUUCCACAUGCAGAAACUCUCCACUGGUUCUGGUCUUGGAGGAACUGGAGGGGGCUCUGGGAAUGGAGCAGGGAACGGUUCCGCCUCUUCCUCCCCCAACGGGCAGCUGCAGCAUCACAAGCUGUAUAAGUGCGCCUUCUGCCUAAAGGAGUUUAAGAACAAAGGAGAGCUGGUGAAGCUGGAUGUCAACGGCCUGCCUUAUGGACUUUGUGCCAGCUGCAUGAGCAGGGGCACUAACGGGCAGAGCCCCAACCAAGGAGUGGCUCUCACACCCGGGGACACGCAGGCAGAGAAGCCUGUGUCUGGGCUCAGGUGUCCCGAGUGUGGGGUGAAGUUUGAAACCCUGGAGGACUUAGAGAGUCACGUGCAGACCGAUCACCCUGAGGUCAGCCCUGAAACCAGUUCAGCGGGGAAGAAGGCGGAGGCUUCACCUGCACCUAAGAAAAAGACCUACCAGUGUAUUAAGUGCCAAAUGACAUUUGAAACUGAGCGAGAGAUCCAGAUUCAUGUUGCCAAUCACAUGAUCGAAGAGCCCACCUGUCGGCAAGAGGAGGGCAUCAAUCACGAGUGCAAGCUGUGUAACCAGAUGUUUGAUUCACCUGCCAAGCUGCUCUGCCACCUGAUAGAACACAGUUUCGAAGGCAUGGGAGGUACCUUCAAGUGUCCCGUCUGCUUCACAGUGUUUGUACAGGCCAACAAGCUGCAGCAGCACAUCUUUGCAGUCCAUGGUCAAGAGGACAAGAUCUAUGACUGUUCGCAGUGUCCUCAGAAGUUCUUUUUUCAGACUGAACUGCAGAACCACACACUGAGUCAGCACGCGCAGUGAGACCGAGGCCCGGCAGGAUCUCUCGGCUCAGUCGGGGCCCCCGACCCGGAGCCGGCGGGGAGCUACAUCUCCACAUCACAGCCAAUCAAAGUGUCAUUUGCCGCUCACAUGUAAAAGUGUAACGAUCGCACCGCUGGGUGUGGCUAUUAGCAGCAGCGGGGGAAAGGAAUAUUAAUGGGAUAUGCUAUUAAAUAAAGAAAUGGAAGCAGGAUCAAGAGAAGGAAGGAGGGGAGUGAAACAAGGUAUUGUAUGUGCAGUAUUUUUAAUCGUCUCAGCCAAAUUCUCUGUUACCAUGUCAUUAUUUUUUUUCACAGUUUUGGAUCAUGUUCAUAGGUUCUAGAAAAUCCCUUCAGUUCGUAUUCAAAUUCAUCUGUGCUCGAUUGUUUUCCUUCUUCCAUAUGCAUUUUCUUUUCUUUUCUAUCUUUGAGUUCUCGCCGUAAGUACGUACUCGUGCCGUGUACUUGUGAUUGUCUGUCCUCCAGUUGUAAGUUCCCCCUCCCAAAUCUCCUUUCUAUGAUUAUUGUUAUAUAUAUAUUUUCUUCUCUUUUUGUAAUUACUAUGAAAGAAAGACAAAGGAACAAAUUAAAUUGCAGAAUACCACGAAGAUGUUUCUCUUUUUUCAGUCUCCAAGGGGCCUCUAAUGGUUAUUGUAAAAAAAAAAAAAAAAAAAAAAAAAAAAGUAACAUCAUCAAUUUCAGUGCGUCUGGUCAAUGACUGCUUUUUAAAUGUGAAUUAACCAGAUGGCAAUAAUAUAGUACAGACAAAAAAAGAUAAAAACAAAUAAAUACUUGACAAAUGAAGA
Molecule: messenger RNA, 6130 nt
Organism: Phyllopteryx taeniolatus (common seadragon)
Lineage: Eukaryota; Metazoa; Chordata; Actinopteri; Syngnathiformes; Syngnathidae
Gene: znf423
Product: zinc finger protein 423
Exons: 22
Coding region: 1006-5328 (1440 amino acids)
Biological process (GO): regulation of transcription by RNA polymerase II
Cellular component (GO): nucleus
Molecular function (GO): RNA polymerase II transcription regulatory region sequence-specific DNA binding; DNA-binding transcription factor activity, RNA polymerase II-specific
Source: RefSeq, a predicted model, not a curated record